UUUCUCUGAGAUAUAAAGAGGAAGAGAGAACCAAGACGAUUUUACUUGUGAAAUAAGAAUUGGUUCCAAGUAAAUGCGAUCAACUUGAGGCACAGAUCACCAUGGGGGACUGGUCUUUCCUGGCCUCCUUGCUGAAGAAGGUGCAGUCUCACUCCACGGUGGUGGGGAAGGUAUGGAUGAGCGUCCUCUUCCUCUUCCGGCUCUUCAUCCUGGCCGCUGGUUUAGACAGCGUCUGGGGAGAUGAACAGGCCAGCAUGAACUGCAACACUAACUCUCCUGGCUGCAAGAACGCCUGCUACGACCACGCCUUCCCCCUGUCCCACCGGCGCUUCUGGGUCCUGCAGAUCCUCUUUGUGUCUCUGCCCACACUCAUCUACCUGGGUCACGUCCUGCUGGUCAUCCGCAAGGAGGACAAGCUGAGAAGGAAGCUGGGUGAGAAGUUCAACAAGAAGGGCCUGCCCAGGACGCCAAAGUACUCUGACGAACACGGUGCGGUCCAGAUCAAGGGUUCUCUGCUGUUCAGCUACAUGAGCCAGCUGGUUGUGAAGAUCAUUCUCGAGGUGGCCUUCAUGGUGGGCCAGUACUACAUCUACGGCUUCAUCUUCAUGCCCACUAAGAUCCUGUAUGGCGAGUACCCCUGCAGGCAGAUCGUGGCGUGCUUCAUACCGCGGCCCACAGAGAAGAGCAUCUUCAUCGUGUUCAUGCUGGUGGUGUCCGGGAUUUCUUUGGUGCUUACCGUGGUAGAGCUGAUCUACUUGAUGUGUUUGUCACUGGGAGCCAGGAAGAGAAGGGCCUCCACCUCCACCACCUCCACAGAGAUAUACAACCUGAGUCCAGUGAAACACCGGCCCAAGGCAGAAUCCACAAUGUGCUAGCUCCCAUGCAGGGAAAACUACAUUAUAUACUAAUAAAUGGAAAGUUAUUUAAAUCAUUCAAAAUUUACAUUGUAAGGAUUUCUAUGUCCAUAGUUUAUGAAAAAGACGAAAAACGUUACACUUCAAAUACCUAAACGAUUGAGCUUGGGAGUGGCCUAGUGGUGGUGUGCAGCGCCUGUUGGUGAUGAGGUGUAUAUGCCUGCCAGGAAUGGUCAACCACCAGGUGGACUCCCACUCCCACUGUUUCUACGUUUUUUAGGUUGGAGACUCAAACCUACAAACUUAAACUGUCACUCAAACUGUUUAUUGACGUUAGAUAUGAGCAGAUUAUACUUUUAAUCCUAUUUGUACUACACUUAAUGUAGUACAAAUAGUAGUAAUAAUAAUUGUGCCCCAGUAUAUAAAGCCUACUCUUAGGAAUUUACAGAGAUUGUUGUUUAUAUAUCGAUACAUUUUUUAUAUAUGUUUUUAAUGAAUGGAUGAAUAGUUCUAGAUGUCACUGUUUCAUCGUAUUUGUAUUUGUUCAUGAGUAACAAAACACGUGAAACAGUGUCAUCGCUACCAACCCGCUUGACCACACUGUUGGAUAGACAGACAGGAGAAAACCGCAGCCAUUUCACGUUGAUCAGCUUUGUCUAUCACGUGAUUGCUGGAAUUUAUUUGUUGAAACUACGUGGUGAGAUAUAAUAAAGAAAAUAUCAAAACUAUACAAACAGUUUCAAUCAAUUGUAUGAAAAAAAUCGAUGUUCAAAAUUUAAAGUAUUCAAGGGUGUGUAUCCUUAAACCUCAUAUUUUGCUAUGAUUCGCAAAGAUAAAACACAGAAAUACCUACCCAAAGAAAAUAAUUGAUUCGAUGACAAGUAAAAUAUAUAAAACAUAACAUUUGAUGUUACGUUUGUUGGGCGACGUCAUUGAACAAGAAAGCAGAAAUGUCUCCAAAAUGCAACACAGAAGAGACUCGGCCCAAAGAGUCGUGGCAUUAACUCAUUCCCUCAAGGACCCCGUCCAGAGGCCAAUGAAGGACUUACACAGGACACUAACCUGGAAUAAGAACGACUGGGAAAUGAUAAGACAAAAAAUAGGUAGAACAUAACAUUAUUGAUAUUGCAUCAUACUUGAUAGAUCCACCAUAAAGAUCUUCAUCAGUGGUAGCCCCUUAGAUCUCGGACCAACU
Molecule: messenger RNA, 2049 nt
Organism: Gadus chalcogrammus (walleye pollock)
Lineage: Eukaryota; Metazoa; Chordata; Actinopteri; Gadiformes; Gadidae
Product: gap junction Cx32.2 protein-like
Exons: 2
Coding region: 102-875 (257 amino acids)
Biological process (GO): cell communication
Cellular component (GO): connexin complex
Source: RefSeq, a predicted model, not a curated record